AUGCCUCGCUCGGAUUGCUGGACGGACGAGGAAAUCGCCAGAGUGAGAAGGCUUCGUGCUGAGAACCCGCGUAUGACCUGGAAUAAUAUUCAGCAGGUAUGUAUCGACCAAUUUUGUUCCCCUGUUGUGGUCUUCGUCCUCUCUGCUGGGUCCCCAACGACUCGAGAGGAUUCGAAUCGGGGUCUUCGGGGCUCUCUUGCGACUAAGAGUGGUGCUGCUGCUGGUCAGACUGCGGCGGAUAAGUCUUCUGCGCCUGCUGCUGCUACUACUGCAGGUACUGCUGGAGCCAGAGACGCCGGUGCCGGUGCCGGUAGUGCCACUUCUGGUGCUGGCGCUGGUGGGGCUACCGCUGGAGCUGAUGAUGCCACCGUUGGUGCUGCUGAUGCCGCAGCUAGCAGUGGAGCUGCUGCUACUGAGCCAGAAGCUGACUCCCAGCAUGGCCUUGCUAAUGAGGAAAAAGAGUCCGGCUCGUCUCGCCAGAGCGUCACUGACGCCGGCUCUACCCCUGGUCAGGAAGGAAAGAGACGUGCUUCUUCCUCCCCUGAUGGCCACACUGCCAAGAGGGUCAAGUCUGCGAAGGAUGAUAGUCCUGAACGUGCUGCCACUGGCGAAGCUGUGGAGGGUUCCGGUCUCGUGGGAAGCCCUGGCACCGAGAGUCAGGAGCCUGCUUCUUCUGUUGAACAAGGCCCAAGAUCUAGGGGUACCUCAGAGCCAAUCCCGUCCGUUGAGGAUGACCUCGCCACCCAGACAGCACGUGUCGCUGAGGAUGCUUCUUCCGUUGAAGUGAUUGACUUGGCUGAGUCCGAUGUCGACAGGGACACUGCCUCUGAAUCCAGUGACUCGAGUGUUUGGUGGGGCCAGACUGAUGACGAGUCCUCAGAAAGUGACAGCGAGCUUUCCCCUCCUUCCUCCACUUCCACCACUCUCACCACUCCCACCAUCUCCGCAAUGCACAACAGCCACACCUUCUCCUUUGAAGCCGCUACCAUCAGCUUCGCCAUCGGAGGAAGCAUAAUCAACACCCAAGCCAUGACCAACACCAUGCCCAACCCUGACAUGAGGCGCAAGAUCAUAAGGGAGCUGGCAGCUUAUCCCCGGGCCGGUGUCACCAAUGGCGGCAGCCAGGCCACCCAGGCCCCUUCUUCGUCCCACGCCCAGAAGCCAAAGAACAAGAAGAAGAAGACAUCUCAAUCGCAGGCCGCUGCUGAUCCCGAGAUCGCGCUCCCCGCCAUGUGGGCCAUGAUUGAUGCGCAGAUCGAACAGUCGAGGAUGCUCGCUGCGGAAAUCAGAAAGAUGCGCAAGCUCACUACCGCCAUCUUGGACCAGGCAUCCCAGGAAACUCAGGUGAAGAAGGAACAUUGA
This is a messenger RNA of Aspergillus campestris IBT 28561, 1362 nucleotides long. RefSeq lists its product as uncharacterized. Bases 1 to 1362 code for a protein of 453 amino acids. Lineage: Eukaryota; Fungi; Ascomycota; Eurotiomycetes; Eurotiales; Aspergillaceae. The record is from RefSeq and is a predicted model, not a curated record. The transcript has 5 exons.